Messenger RNA from Scomber japonicus (chub mackerel), 1875 nucleotides. Its product is annotated as beta-1,3-galactosyltransferase 2. Lineage: Eukaryota; Metazoa; Chordata; Actinopteri; Scombriformes; Scombridae. The transcript has 2 exons. Gene Ontology annotation, molecular function: N-acetyl-beta-D-glucosaminide beta-(1,3)-galactosyltransferase activity. Gene Ontology annotation, cellular component: membrane. The record is from RefSeq and is a predicted model, not a curated record. The coding region runs from base 601 to 1875 and encodes 424 amino acids.
CGUGAGGGCAUGUGAAUUGAAGAGGAAGUGGAAACAAGGACGAGCGUAAAGGCUGAACCAGCAGAGAAAAACGUGAGGCACCAUCCAUCUAUUUGCUGCUGCUGCUUCGAUAUGCAGAAAGAGAGGGGGGACACUGAAUAGCUGCAGCUAACUGUCAACUGUCAAGCGGCGGCAGCAGCAGCAGCAGCAGCAGCAUCGAAUCCUCUGGGGACAAUGCGCCAAGGCAGAUGGAGAGACUGCAACACUGGAGCUCCGACACAUGUCCUGCCCAUGCAACGCACACACAGACACAUUUUGCUCGCGUGUGGCAGCUAACUACUCGUGCCUGAAGAGGACUAGAUAUCCAAUGUAUCAACUGACAGAAAAAGAGCAUGAUGCGUUAGCCGUUUUAGUGGGAGUGGAUGAGCACUACCUCCGGGAACGAUGGAUGCCAGCAAGAGAAGAGGACAUAGAUUAAAAACAGGCAAUAACUUGGCGUGCAAUAUUAGAGCAAACUCGCACCUUACAGCCCCUUAGGUGACCCAUAACAUACUCGUAAUCGUCCAGGGAUCAAGACCUGGUCAGAAGCUGUGGACGAUCUGCCUCAGUGCUGCCAGAAGCAUGCAGUGGAGACGACGCCACUGCUGUACGCAUACAGCUAAACUUCUCUAUCUUCUCUCACUGCUGGGUGUGCUGAUCUUUCUGGUUCAUCAGGUGUGGCUGCCUAAGCUCAAUGGCAUGCCGUGGUGGAGAGGCCAUCCCGUGGUGUACGGAGGUGGAGCGCUUGACACCAUCAAAGCCAGAUGGAACGUGAGCUCCCAACAUUCAAUGUGGAGGUUUGUGAUUGUUCCUCAGCCCACUUUCAAAGCUGAAGUGAACAUCAGCUUGCACAGGAUGGAGGUUGUCUCCCCAGCUCAGGGAGACCCAAGUUUUGAGAACUCUCUGGUGGCCAACACUAACCAAAGUGAAGAGGGAGACCUCGGUGGCACAAUAACUCAAGGGCCAUUCCCUUACAUCAUCAACGAGCCAGACAAAUGCAUGGAAGGCAGACCUACUCCAUUUCUGGUGCUGCUGAUAGCCACCGAGGCUCGGCAGGUGGAGGCGAGGAAUGUCAUACGACAGACGUGGGGGAAUGAGAGUGCGGCUCCGGCUUCGGGGUUCAUCCGCCUCUUUCUGCUUGGGAAAACAGAAGGAGAGCUGGGACUUUUACAGCAAAGGAUGCUCGAAGCAGAAAGACGGAGGUAUCAUGACAUCAUUCAGCAGGACUUUCUGGAUUCCUACAAAAACUUGACCAUAAAAACGUUGAUGGGAAUGAACUGGGUGGCGCUGCACUGCCCACAGGCCAGCUAUGUCAUGAAGACAGACAGCGACAUGUUUGUCAACACGGAGUACCUCAUCCACAAGCUGCUCAGGCCAGAACUGAAGCCCAGGAGGAACUACUUCACAGGCAACAACAUGAGAGGUUAUGCCCCCAACCGAAAUAAAAACAGCAAGUGGUACAUGCCCCCCGAGCUGUAUCCCAGUGACAAGUAUCCCACCUUCUGCUCCGGGACUGGUUACGUUUUCUCCGGAGACUUGGCGAGGAAAAUUUACAGGGCGUCUCUGACUAUCCGACACCUGCAUCUGGAGGAUGUGUAUGUGGGCAUAUGCCUGGCCAAGCUCCAGAUUGAGCCCACGCCACCGCCAAAUGAGUUCCUAUUCAACCACUGGCGGGUGUCUUACUCCAGUUGCAAGUACAGUCACCUCAUAACAUCACACGGGUUUCAUCCCAACGAACUACUUAAAUACUGGCAUCACCUGCAGAGCAACAAACACAAUGCCUGCAUCAACACAUUAAAGGAAAGAGCAGGAAGGACACACAAUAGCAGGGUGAAUGGAGAGAAAGCAGCUCAGUGA